Messenger RNA from Misgurnus anguillicaudatus (oriental weatherfish), 2866 nucleotides. RefSeq names its product transient receptor potential cation channel, subfamily C, member 4 associated protein b (gene trpc4apb). Gene Ontology annotation, molecular function: phosphatase binding. Lineage: Eukaryota; Metazoa; Chordata; Actinopteri; Cypriniformes; Cobitidae. The record is from RefSeq and is a predicted model, not a curated record. Gene Ontology annotation, cellular component: Cul4A-RING E3 ubiquitin ligase complex. Gene Ontology annotation, biological process: ubiquitin-dependent protein catabolic process.
GUGUCGCUGAACGUCACGACGUCAGAGGAAAAGCAAUGGCGACGAGGGGCUCCGGAUAUUCACGGACCCAAACAAACCGCGGAAAUACAAGUAUAAACAUCCUUAAUAAAAUCCGCCAUGGCCAAAUCAGUGGCACGGGGUUGAUUAGAGGGACUCAGGUUCCUGUUGCUGUGUUGGAGGAGAGAGAUAAAAGAGUUAAAUGGCAGGGAAUACCAGUGUUAUUAAGGAGGCUUUAUGAGAGCAGCCAUCCAAACAGUGAUCUCUCUAAGAUUCACAGCAUGGUCAUGGAGCUGUCAUCAUUGCUGUCUAUGGAGGCCAUGUCAUUCGUCACAGAGGAGCGCAAAACACCCCUGGAGUCUAUUUCACCCAAUACGUAUACAUUUGACCUCUUUGGCGGAGUUGAUCUGUUUGUAGAGAUUUUAAUGCGACCUACACUCACAGAACAGGGAGACCCACCAAUAUUGAGUGAUGAUCUCAUCAAAGACUGUCUGAGCGUUCUUUACAACUGUUGUAUAUGUACAGAAGGCGUUACCAAAAGCCUUGCGGCGAGGGAUGGUUUUGUCUUGUUUCUUUUUAGUCUUAUGUCGAACAAAAAAGUUUUUCUACAAACUGCCACUCUUAUUGAGGACAUUCUGACUGUCAGGAAGGAAAUGGUCCAACUGGACGAAAUUCCCAACCUCACCAGUCUGGUCCAGAGCUUCAACCAGCAGCAACUUGCCAACUUCUGUCGUAUCCUCUCCGUCACCAUAUCAGAGCCCGAUGUGGGUGUAGAUGACAAACACACCCUCCUCGCCCGCAUGUCCCAGCAAAAGACCAGCACCUGCCCGUCACAAGCAGAGAGCAACCAGGUGGCUCUCCUGAAUAUCCCAGGCUUUAUUGAGCGCCUUUGUAAACUGGCCACACGGAAAGUUACAGAGACUGCAGAUUCCUCUACACGAUUGGAACUUGAAGACUGGCACAGCUGGCUUGACAACGCCCUGGUGCUAGAUGCUCUCAUGCAGUUAGCAAUUGAGGAAGCGGAGCAGAGCGGUACAGAGUCAUCUGAUGAGAGUUCACUGUCCUCCAGUCCACUUAGACACCGACUGCCGCAGUCCAUGAAGAUAGUCCAUGAGAUCAUGUACAAAGUUGAGGUUCUCUAUGUGCUAUGUGUGCUGCUUAUGGGCCGACAGAGAAAUCAGGUUCAUAGGAUGCUUGCGGAGUUUAAGUUAAUCCCAGGACUCAAUAACCUGUUUGAUAAGCUAAUCUGGAGAAAACAGCCAUCUAGUCAUGUCUUACAUCGACAGAACCAGAAUUGUGACUGCAGUCCAGAGAUAUCAUUCAAAAUUCAGUUCCUCAGACUUCUGCAGAGCUUCAGUGAUCAUCAUGAAAAUAAGUACCUUCUUCUAAGUGGACAAGAACUGAAUGAACUAAGUGAGAUCUACCUGAAUGCUAACAUCUUUGAAAUGGAGGCUCUGAAUAACACAGACAGGAACCUUGUUUGUGAUGGUAAAAAAGGUCUUCUUACACGGUUAAUCUCGGUCAUGAAGAAAGAGCCGAUCGAUUCUUCAUUCAGGUUUUGGCAGGCGAGAGCAGUGGAGAGUUUUCUUAGGGGAACACCAUCAUAUGCCGACCAAGUGUUCCUGUUCAGAAGAGGUUUGUUAGAGCACAUUCUCUAUUGCAUCAUCGAUAGUGGCUGUAAGUCCCAUGAUGUCCUCCAGAGCUACUUUGACCUUCUUGGUGAGCUCAUGAAGUUCAACAUUGAUGCCUUCAAAAGAUUCAACAAAUAUGUCAACACGGAGGAAAAGUUUCAGAUGUUCAUGACUCAGAUCAACAGCUCUCUGGUGGACUCUAACAUGCUGGUGCGAUGUAUCGUGCUUUCCCUGGACCGCUUUGAGAGCCAGACUGAAGACAUGAAAGUGGUUGAAGUGUUUUCAGAGUGUCGUCUUCUGUCCUACAUGGCUCAAAUGGAGAACAGGUUAACUUUCCUCUUUAGACUGAUCAACAUCAUCAAUGUGCAGACUCUCACCCAGGAGAACGUGAGCUGUCUGAACACCAGUCUGGUGAUACUAAUGCUGGCAAGGAGAAGGGGCAAAUUACCUUUCUAUCUGAGCGCCCUGAGAGAAAAGGAGUAUGCCGAGAAAUACCCCGGCUGCCUGCUCAACAACUUCCACAACCUACUGCGCUUCUGGCAGCACCACUACCUCAACAAGGAUAAGGACAGCACCUGCCUCGAAAAUAGUUCAUGUAUUCCCUUCACCUAUUGGAAGGAGACUGUGUCGGUACUCCUGGGUUCAGGAAGAAGCUCACGCUGUGCCGUUUCAGCCUACAUCGAUGAAGCUUACAGGGACCUGGACAGAGAUUUCAGAGAGUUGUCAGUGUAGAGACGCAACUAAAAGGACUUCAGAUUUCUGUCACCGUGUCUAAUUUCCCGAGACCUGGUCACAUUCAGGUGCUUUACUGAAUUGGUUUGUGUGGAUUUGGAUGUUGGUCUGAUUGUGUGUUGGCUCUUGUGGUGAGUAUGAGCUGUGCAGUGAAUGUAUUGUAUGCUUGGGAGCAUGUAAGAAGAUGUUUGUGUGUGUUUGGUUUGGCACUGGACUCUGGAUGUUUUUCUACCCAUACAGUUAUUUGUUCAAGGGUGCUCACCCGCAGGUUGAAUUGAACCUCACUGCCUAUUAUCCUUCACGGUAAAAAAGGCCUGUGAUUUUCAGGGACAUCCUACUGGCUUAUGUUGAUGGUCCGCUUAGUUUACAUACUUGUCUUGUCUGUAUAUUUAUGUAUAUGUAAUGUAUGUAGUUCUCACUUGAUUUCUAUGUAACUUUUUUGCCCCAAACUCACAGAGUGACAGCAAAUUUAACAAUUUAAAAAGAAAAUAAAUUGUUUUAUCACA